Lucilia cuprina (Australian sheep blowfly) is the source of this 3230-nucleotide messenger RNA. RefSeq lists its product as uncharacterized. The transcript has 5 exons. Lineage: Eukaryota; Metazoa; Arthropoda; Insecta; Diptera; Calliphoridae. The coding region runs from base 924 to 2705 and encodes 593 amino acids. Gene Ontology annotation, biological process: positive regulation of MAPK cascade; cell surface receptor protein tyrosine kinase signaling pathway. Gene Ontology annotation, cellular component: cytoplasm. The record is from RefSeq and is a predicted model, not a curated record.
CUUUACACAUUUAAAGUCAGAGUUGCAAUUUCGUGCAACAUGACCCCAGAGCUGACACCUAUGACAUUGUAUUUCAUGGUUCUUCCUUUUCGGUUUCUCCCAUAUCACAGUUUGGUUUAUUUAUUAUUCUACACAAACCAAAAUACAACCCUGAUCAGUUGCCGACGAGUCAAAAGUUGCUGAACUUUUCGCGGCAGACGCGUUAAAAACUACAGUGUGUAACUUGCAAAAUGAAAAUUCAUUAUUUCAAUUUUUUGACAGAAGCCUAUAACGCGCUACUGCGCCUUAAGAAAGAAAUUUUUAUAGGAGUCGGGCUAAAUUUUCAUAGACAAAAAAAAAAAACAAUCAGCUGUUGAAAUGUGUUCACCAUAUUAGUUUCGCCAUGCCUUUUAUAUACUCACUACACAACGAUCGAAAACAGCUGUUAUCUUAACAAUGUAUUCAAAAGAUUAACGGGUAUAAAAAGUUGCCUUCUUAUAAAAUCCAAGAAGUCAACUUUUCAUAAAUCGCAAACAAUUAACAAAUUGAUUUUUCGACUUUUUGUUUCGACUAUAGGACCCAAGAUAUUUUAUUAUUAUUAUUAUUAUUAUUAUUAUCAUUAUCAUUAUUAUCAAUAUAUAUUGAUAGAAUCAUUUUAUAAAGUAGCAAAUGGAACAGCAAACUAACAGCACCUCCUGUAAAUUCGCUUUGGUUACCGUUUUAUACGUAAAUAUAUUAAAACAGCUGUAAAAUAAUAUAUUAACUUUCCCAUCCCUGGAUUAAAAUAUAGGCAAUACUUCAAUUAUCAACUCUGCUGUAAACAUUCUUGUUAUUUUUGCGAAAUGUGUAAUAAAAUAUAUAAAAUUUUUUAACGAAAACAGUAUAAUUUUUGUAUAUACUUUUUAUAAUGGAUGUGGAAGUACCUAUUUUGUCUGGAUAUUUGAAUGUUCCAACACAAUCAGGAUUUCCGCUUCAUCGAAUAUCCAAGAAGACGUUACAAAGGGGCCUUAAAGGACCCAAGUAAAGACUCACUCUUUUUAAAAUCUUGCCAAAAAUAUUGUCAACUUUUUAAAUCAAGCCGUUAUGGUAUAGAACGCUUAGAAAUUUGUGAAUCUAAGGAAGAUAAAAAUCCAAAAAUUGUUACACUAGAAAAUUGUGUUAAGAUUACACAAGAACCAUGCCCGGCAAACUUAAUACAUAUCGUUAAAAAAACGGGGAAUUUAACUUUGAAUGCAACGAAUGAAGAUAGUUUAAAAGAAUGGGUAAAUGCUCUUCAGACUGUGGCAUUUCGAAGUAAGAAUGAUGCAAUUUUAACAUCGGCAAUAGAAGAGGAUAAUGAUUUAUAUUGUAGUUCAUAUGGCGAUGGGUUAUUUAUAGUUACGUUAAUACCUUCCGAAGCUUCGAUUCGUUGUAAUAUUGAGCCUAAAGUUUAUAUGCUGCAUUUAACUCCAACAGAACUGCAAUUAAAAUCAACAAGCGAUUUAAGCGAAAUAAAGUGGCCAUAUAGAUAUAUAAGAAAGUAUGGCUACAGAAAUGGAAAAUUUACAUUUGAAGCUGGAAGAAAAUGCUCUACGGGAGAAGGCAUUUUUACUUUAGAUCAUACAAACCCACAAGAAGUUUUUCGUUGUAUGUCAUCAAAAAUGAAAUCAAUGAAGAAGAUGAUAUCUGGUGAUAGUGUUAAAGAUAGCUACGAAAGCCAACUACAUGUUGCUGCAUCAAUGGAGGCUGGAUCCCGUAGUCCUUUACCACCAUCUCCAUCUAACCAAAAUACAACAGAAUUUGAAAUAAACUCUACUCAAAGUAGUUUUUCUAUUCGCAAUUUAUUUCCAAUAUGUGAAUCUUUCAAUAGUAUUGGUAUAAUGAUUAAUCCAAAAACAAUUCCUAACAAGCCACCUCGAAAAAUAAAUGCAACUGAGAAGGUAGCUAACAAAAUGCCUGCAAGAAAGCAAUCCUGCAAUGAAAAAUUUGUUAAAUUUAACAAUUUUGAAGCAGUAUCAAUUACUUCAUCAUCCGAUCCAAACAAAGCUGCAGGUUCUAUGGUUAUUUUAAAACCAUCUUGUGAUGAAUACAGAUGUUCGCAAGAAAUUUCUGUCCCUGAACUUCCUGCUCGCAAUGAUUUAAAAUCUGAGCGAGAUUAUGAAAGUAUUGAAACUAUUACAGAUGCGUGGAAAACAUUGGGUAUAAAUGACGUAAAACACAAUGAACAUAUAAAUUCUACCGAUCUCAACGAUAUUAUUUGGACACGUGCUAAUUCCAAAAAUAUUACUACUCCGAAAAUUAUAGAUAUAGAUAUAGGAGAAUGUAGUAAAAGUCAUUUUAAUAACACACGUUCCGAUCUUACAUAUGAUCGCUUGGAUUAUUUGUCAGCAAAUAAUAAAACGUCAAAUGGUUACAAAACAAUUGUUACAGUGGCACCCUUAUCGACUAAAAAUAUGGCAUACGAAUCUUCGCAAAAUGAAUAUGAAUCAAUAAAUGUUUCAGUAUUAGAGUCAGUUCGUAAAAUUGAAGAAAAUAGUUUAGGAUACGGAAUUCUACGCCAAUCACAAAUUCUGUCAAAUUCGUCCAAAGAAUGUGAAAUUGAACAUAGCUUAUCAAAAAACAUAACUAUAAGUACUGAUUCAAACUGCACAGAAUAUAAAACUGACACUUCUAAUGACAUAUUUGUGGAUGACGAUGAAGGCAAUUCUUUAAACUACGCUGUAGUUCGUAAAGAUAAGCGUAUAUAAUAUAUUUGCUAUUAUAUUUUAGAUAAACAGUAAGCUAUUUACUUAAAAAAAGUAUGUAACCAAAACUAAUUAAAAGUUAUUGUAAACAAAUAUGUAGGUAUGAGAUUGUUAAUAAUUUAAAAUAAUAUAACAUCAUGUAAAAUCAUUCUUAUAAAAUAUGUAAUAUUAACUAACACUCUUGUGCAUCAGAUUGACUGAAUAUCAAUUGUUUAAUUAAAGUUGAAAUACAUAUUAGACACUUCAACAAAUAUUUAAAAUCAAACAUGUUUCUUUGCAAGAAAAACAGCGUUUUAUAAAUCUAGGCAGCAAAAUUCACCUGCUUUUACAGUAUAUAUUAAGGUUGUCAAUUAUUCGUGUUUUAAAUUGAAUAAAAAUUUACUAUAUUUUUUAUUUGAGUAGUCGAUUAAAUUUUAAAAAUUAUUUUAAAUCUGAAUACUUAAACGAAUAUUCUAUAUAAUUUAACUGAAAAACACAAAGAUAGUUAUAAUUCAUUAAAAAUUGUAAACAUAUAAAGAAAUAAAAAUU